Saimiri boliviensis boliviensis (Bolivian squirrel monkey) is the source of this 1624-nucleotide messenger RNA. RefSeq names its product oocyte secreted protein 2 (gene OOSP2). The record is from RefSeq and is a predicted model, not a curated record. Lineage: Eukaryota; Metazoa; Chordata; Mammalia; Primates; Cebidae.
GGUAUCAAGAGAGUCUCAGACUUAGGUAGUUGAGACUGUGAUAAGUGCAUCCUGUGAACUACCCAAAUAAGGAGGAAAACAAAGGCAGCUGGGUAUGGGAUGCCAUAUAAAAAUCACUUAAACCAGUCGUCACUUCUUGUUUCCUAAGUAGUCCCGUGCUGGAGGUCUGCCCAGAUGAAGGUCUCCAUGGCUUUAGAAGCAUUGAUGCUCCUUGCUGUCUUGAUUUGGCCUGGUGCUGAGAACUUACAUGUGAAAAUAAAUUGCUCUCUGGACUGGUUGAUGGUUUCAGUUGUCCCACUUGAAGAAAACAGAAAUCUGUAUAUAUUUGCAGAUGAAUUACAUCUGGGAGUGGGCUGCCCUGCAAAUCGGAUACAAACAUAUGUAUAUGAGUUUAUAUAUCUUGUUCAUGAUUGUGGCAUCAGGACAAGGGUAAUUUCUGAGGAAACGCUCCUUUUUCAAACGGAGCUGUACUUUAACCCAAGGAAUAUACAUCGUGACCCUGAGGAAAUCUCUUUGGAGUGUUCUGCGUCUAGGAAAUCAGUGUGGCUUACACCAGUUUCUACUGAGAAUGACCUAAAAUUGGAUCCUAGUCCUUUUAUUGCUGACUUUCAGGCAACACCAGAAGAGUUAGGAUUAUUAUCUUCUAUCAAAUUGCUCUCAGCUAAAGGAGAAAUGGAAACUUGAAGGUGGCAUUAUAUAUUUGGGAGGAAAACACUUUUGUUUUUUCAUAGCAAGAAUAUAGUUGCUAUAUAUCUCUCCUUAAGUCUCUGGUUUCUAAAAACCCUACUUCAGUAAAGGUCCUGAUUAGUUGAUUAGUAAAUGUGUAUUUCUAAAUAUUUGUAUUCAAUAGGGGCAUGGCUUAUUAAUUUAAUGUUAAUUAUUAGGUAAUUCAUAUUAUACAUUUAUUUUUUUUCUGUUCUGUGUAGAAGAUUCAGCAAUACGUCUUCAAUGAUAAUGACUUGAUUUAAUUGAUAUAAACCUCCAAUAAAUAUGUUCUAAUAUUUUUCAGGUAGAAUAAAGAAUAGAGAUAGGCAUAAAAAUGUGCACGAGGAAAAACUUUGAGCCUAGUGUAAAAUUUGAUGUAUUAACUAUCACAAAAGACAAAAUCCUUUUAUGUGCAGAUACUUAAAUUCAUGUAGACUUUCCUAUUAAUCAGUAAAGUUGAAUCCUAAUCAGAAUGCAGUGUGACAACCUAUUUAGAUUAUUCUAGAAGUAAAUUCAAUUUAUUUUCCAGAGCUCAAGUAACCACUACCUUAGCUGAAAUUCAAUAUUAGGUUUUCCUUUCUCCUCAGUAUGGUCCUUCCACACUCAAAAUGAUUGAUUGGUUGAGUUGGUCAAGCAAAGAGUUAUCCUGCCACCUAAGGGAAUUCAUUAAAUAAUCAUUACCACCUACUUUAUACUCUCUUCUUUCCCUUAAACAGGGAGUCUAUGUAUGUAAUAUAUCAAAAAAACACUUUUGAUUUUUGUAGCUUUCUUAUAUCGAGGGUGAGAAUUGAACUGUGCCAUUGGCUGUUCAAUCGCUUGUUGAAUCUACAUUUUGUUGCCACAUUCUCCUGGAAACAAAUUUUACCAAGAUACUAUUUGUUAUUAUUUUUAAUUAAAGUGAUACUAUUCCAUUUCCAAU